This is a messenger RNA of Sclerotinia trifoliorum, 1365 nucleotides long. The record is from the annotation of a GenBank genome assembly. NCBI's taxonomy places the organism in Eukaryota, Fungi, Ascomycota, Leotiomycetes, Helotiales, Sclerotiniaceae.
UCUCCAGCUUCCUAACAAAGAGCAAUAUUAUAACGUCACAUACAGGCAUUGAUGAUUUUAAUCCUAUAGAGAUUUAUACAUAGAACUUCUAAUAUGCCUUCCAGUUCUCGAAGAGUUGGACGCCAAGUCGUAAGUUUUCAUUCUACCACUCUCCUUUCCUCAAUAACACCGCUCCUUGAAGCUCAUUACCCUAGCAAAUUAGGGAAGAUAAAGAGUCCGAAGAAGACAGACCUCCAACCACUCAGCGGCGGCGGACGCAUUUAACACCAGAUUCCGAAGAAGAGGAAGAGGAAGAGGACGGCGAUGAAGAUGAUACAAGAGGAGAAGGCAUGGGUCUGGAUAGAGAGGAGUCUUUGGAUCAAGUUGUCAAAAAGCUGGUCAGAUAUGCUUUGGCGUGUGAGUUUCAACGGUUGCCCAUUACCAGGACCGGUAUCAAGGAGAAAGUUCUCGGUGCACAGACGAGAUCCUUUAAAUCUAUAUUUGAACCAGCACAAGAUUCGCUAAGAAGAGUAUUUGGCAUGGAAAUGGUGGAACUACCCGUUAAAGAAAAUGUAACCGUCAAAGGGCGGUUGAGUCAGUAAACCCUAAAAUCAUUUACUUUCAUAAACUAACCAAGCUGUCUCUCAGAGGAGGCUAGCAGGAAAUCGAAGGCUACGACGGCUUCCUCCUAUAUCCUGACAAGCGUCCUUCCUAUCGAAUAUCGAUCGCCCUCAAUCAUACAACCUUCGAAAGUGGUUAGCCAGUGGGAUGAAGCUACAUACAUUGGAUUCUACACAACAAUUGUCUCUGUAAUAAUGCUGAGUCCUGACUCUACGAUGACUGACAGCAAACUUACGUCUCUACUACGAAAGUUAAAUGCGGAAACUAAUAUGCCAAUGGAGAAAACCACUUUAAUUUUGAAGAAAAUGAUGCAACAAAACUACGUAACUAGAACCGUAGAGAAAAAUGACGGAGACGAGAUUAUCGAAUGGAGAGUAGGACCUCGUGGAAAAACAGAGGUCGGUACGAAAGGUGUGCAAGGGCUUGUCAAGGAAGUGUAUGGCGAAAAUGCUCCCGAAGAUCUCGACAAGCGAUUGGAGCGUAGUCUAGGGAAGAGGAAGAGAACCCACGAAGAAAGCGAAGGCGUGGCAGCGGCGCCGGAAGCAAAUGGGGGCUCAAGCUCUAGGAGGUUUUCCAAAAGAGCAAGGCCACGAAGGGAAGCGGAUGUCGAAAAUGAUGAGGAUGAUGAGGAUGACGAUGACGAAUAAUCAGUCAAUGUGUUCGCUAUACUGUAAUUUAUGAUUGUGCGGCGUUAGUUUGUGGAUAUCACUUAUCAAUUUAUGAGCAUGGGAGGGCCGCGAAAUAUAAUGCACACCACGGAAUAAG